GCACAAGAGGGGUCAAAGUUCAAUUCAUGACAAGGAAGUGUAGUUGGUCAUCCAUCAGACAAGUUUAAGUCUCAUCUGGCGGUUGGCUAAUAAGCGGAAAUAAACGUGCAUGAGGUUGAAAUUCAACCGUGUUGUUCUAUCGGGAGGCGUAGUGACUUAAACCAGCGAAUUCAUUAAACUCACUGCAGACGUCGAUGUGACACCAGAAGUGACGUAUUCAGGGUGUCUUUGCUCCAGCUGCAGCCUCAUCGGACCGUUUGGUGUGGGCAGGGGACAUGGCUGUGGACUGGAUCGGGUUCAGCUAUGCUGCUCUGGUGAUAGCAGGAGGAGUGAUGGGUUAUGUGAAAGCAGGCAGCGUCACCUCCCUGGCUGCAGGGCUCCUGUUUGGCCUGCUGGCUGCAGCCGGUGCUUAUCAGGCAUCUCAAAAUCCCAAGAAUGUCUGGCUUUCACUAGGCACCUCGGGAACUCUGAGUGUGGUGAUGGGGCUGAGAUUUCUCAACUCCUGGAAGUUCAUGCCAGCUGGUUUAAUGACUUUAGCAAGCGGACUGGUGCUGGUGAAGAUCAUCAUUGGGAUGCUAAGGAGACCACAUAAAUCUUGAAAACAUCUCAAAGUACCUUUUCUGUGUGUCUGUAUAUAUUUUAUAGUUUUCUAUCGCAGUCUGGUUCUGUAUAAAAAUGUCAUAUCUUUAAUUACACAAAACAAUUUUUAUUGUUUGCUGAUAUUUUCAGUUUGUAAAUCUAAUGCUGUAAAACAAAAACUUCAGCAUCUGUAAUAAAAAAUAAUUUGAU
Molecule: messenger RNA, 789 nt
Organism: Scatophagus argus
Lineage: Eukaryota; Metazoa; Chordata; Actinopteri; Scatophagidae
Product: transmembrane protein 14C-like
Exons: 5
Coding region: 276-599 (107 amino acids)
Biological process (GO): regulation of heme biosynthetic process
Cellular component (GO): mitochondrial membrane
Source: RefSeq, a predicted model, not a curated record